GUACUGCAGCUUACACGAUUGCUGAACAAGCUGUAUCGGAGUAACGUGAACACGCUGUAUCGUGAAUACCUGGAAGCGCAAGUAUUUUUUAAAUAAACAGCGUCAGGAGCGUUGGUAUAGUUGUUGUUGGCGAAAGUUUUCUGACAAUCAAGAAGAAGAAGAAGAUUCAAAGCAUUUUUCAACAGUAAACCGAUGAAAUAUUAGUUGGGUGCGAAUUAGCAAUACUCACAUCGAUGAAGCAGCAUAAUUGUGGAUGAAUAUUACGGGACAGUCAUUAAUUGUCGCGGUGUUUAGUUGAAUAGACGAUUACAAAGUGUCUUUGUAUUGCCGCGACAGGUGGCCGAUGCCGGUGUCUGCUCGCAUGUGAUCGGCAUUCCUCGGUACUGGCGAAUUCGCACGCGCGAGGUCACACACGCUCGUGCCAUAUGAACUCGAGAGUGUUGUGUAUCAGUGAAAAAGAAGUGGAGUCGAGGAAGAGAGGAGGAGCGGCGUAUUGUCGCUAGCUCACUCGCUCUCUUUCUCUGUUGUCAGCUGCGUUAUCGAAGAAAAAAAGUAUAUACAGCAAAACAUCCUGGAAUUACGUGCUUCCGGAUCCCUCUUCAUUCCCUCACUCUCCUCCUCUUCCUCUUUCCAUACCAUCUCUUCCAUUCUUCCAUCUCACUUGUCUUCUGCCACGAAAAACGUCUACGCGCUGUGAUAAAUCGCUCAGUAUCGCGUAACGCGCAUUCAUCCAACGGCUCAACCGGUGCCUGACUUUUUUUCUUCCUGCUUUCUUCAUAAUCAUGAGACUCUGAGAUCUUAAAAGACAAGUAUCUCUCAAUCUUCAGAGAAUCUUGAGAUAAUUUCGAUUGAUAGAGAAAGGAAUUGUUGACGAAGGAAAUAAUAAUAAGACAAAAAUAAAAAAGAAGACGGCGAAAAAAGCGAGGAGAAGACAUCGAUCGUCGCACCCGAGCGAGGCAAUCGGAUGCGAUCGAAAGCGAGUUGGAAUUGCGGGAAGCAGCUGCGGGUGCAGCGCCUCAAGUUCCUACCGCGACCACUUCUGCGACUUUGCAGUCUUUGGAUGAUGUUUUCGAGUCCGGUGAUAUGUUGGUCGAGUGUUUGACACAGGAUUUUCGUGUAUGCAUACACGCACAAUCAUACUAACUCUUUACUAAGUACAGACCACAUUUCCAACCAUUCGAACAUGCCUGCAAAAAUAUUGGUCAAAUCCAGACUGUGCAACUAGCACGUAAUCGUUGGUUCGCGGAACUCAGCCAAGCUGGCUGCCUCGGCUGGUAACCCCGCCUCCGCGCAUCCUCCUGUACUCUGGAGCUCGCGCAGAAAGCCAGGACUAUAUUUACGGAGCAUUGGAGAGCCGAGGAUGACGGCAGAAACUGCAGCACCGUGUGUUCAGGGUGUACAAAGUAUACCGAGUGGCGUAAUGGUGGGCGAGAGUAAUACACUAGACGAUCAACUUCAGCAACAGCAUCAGAAAUCUCAUGGAAAUUCUACCAAUGGAUCAUCAAGUAGGUCAUCAGAAUCAUCCUCAGGUGUCUCCAGUUCUUCAUCAACCACUGAAUACAAUCCGGAGUACGCAAACAUGGAGGCCUGGCUUGAUGAACAUCCGGAUUUCGUUUAUGAUUAUUUUCUAAGAAAAGUGACGAGGCAGACUGUAGACGCGUGGCUAGUAAUGCACGCAACACCAACUUCAUCUUCAACAAGUUGUAUGAUGGACAUGAGCCAGAACCACAAUUCAGGAAAUUCAAAUACUUGCAACAGUGGCUCCGUGACAUCACCAGGCGGUGGAUCUGGUGCUACAACGCCUGUUCGUAAAAUAUCAGCUCAUGAAUUUGAGCGAGGUGGAUUACUUAAGCCAAUAGUUAAUACCAUUGAUGGAACACCAACUUUUCUGAGUAUCUCUCCUGAGGAUUCAGGCCAACCAGGUGGUGGACAACAGGUCGGUUCGAGCAAUUCAUCCAGACCACAAAGAAGAUCACGAAAUGAGCUCAGGCAGCUUGAUGAAAGAGAUCUUAUCUUUGAAUUGGUCAAGGACAUCUGCAAUGAACUCGAUGUACGAUCCUUGUGUCAUAAAAUACUACAAAACGUUAGCAUGCUGUUGCAUGCUGAUCGUGGAUCGCUGUUUCUGGUCCAGGGCGAACGAGUGUGUUCUGGAAACAAGGCUCGACGGACUGGCAACACGGAAUGCAAUAGACGAACAACUGAAUCAACACAGAAUGACCAUUCAUAUAAUCCACCGUACUCAAGAAGCAGGUGUCUUGUGUCAAAGCUUUUUGAUGUUUGCUCUAGAUCAACACUUGUAGAAAUGGAGAAAAAAGAUGAAAUUAAAAUCCCGUGGGGUACAGGAAUCGUUGGAUAUGUAGCAGAAAGUGGAGAACCAGUUAAUAUUCCUGAUGCAUACAAGGAUACAAGAUUUAAUCGUGAAAUUGAUGCACUCACUGGCUACAGAACGAGAGCUCUUUUAUGUAUGCCGAUAAAAGAUUGUAGCGGUGACGUAAUAGGCGUCGCUCAAGUUAUCAAUAAGCUUGGUGGUGAAGCACAAUUUACUGCCCAAGAUGAAAAAAUAUUUGCUAGUUAUCUACAAUUUUGUGGAAUUGGUUUAAGGAAUGCACAGCUAUAUGAAAAAAGUCAAUUGGAGGUCAAGAGAAACCAGGUGCUCUUAGACUUAGCUAGAAUGAUCUUUGAAGAGCAAAGCACAAUUGAACAUAUGGUAUUUAGAAUUUUAACACACACACAGUCACUUAUCCAGUGCCAACGAGUCCAGGUACUUUUAGUACACAAAGCAUCGAAAGGCAGCUUCUCACGCGUGUUCGACUUCGAGGCCAAUGAUCUCGCUGGCGAGGAUACGGAUUCUCGAAUUAGCCCAUUCGAGAGCAGAUUCCCCAUAAACGUAGGCAUCACUGGCUAUGUCGCGACGACGGGCGAGACGGUCAACAUCCCAAAUGCAUACGAAGAUCCACGAUUCGAUCCAUCCGUCGACGAUGGCACUGGAUUCCGUCACAAGACCAUUCUUUGCAUGCCGAUCAAGAAUUCUUCAGGUCAGAUAAUUGGUGUCAUUCAACUGGUUAAUAAAUUUGAUGAUCUGGUCUUCACGAAAAAUGAUGAGAAUUUUGUGGAGGCUUUUGCUAUUUUCUGCGGAAUGGGAAUUCAUAAUACGCACAUGUAUGAGAGAGCAGUUAUUGCGAUGGCUAAACAAAGCGUCACGCUCGAAGUAUUGAGUUACCAUGCGUCUGCUUCUCUUGAAGAUGCUCAAAAAUUAAGGAGCUUAAGGGUACCAUCUGCAGCACACUUUCACCUCCACGAUUUCAAGUUCGAUGACAUACGAAUGGAGGACGACGAGACUCUCACGGCUUGCCUUCGAAUGUUUCUCGACCUAGACUUUGUUGAGCGAUUCCACAUUGACUAUGAUGUAUUGUGUCGGUGGUUACUUAGUGUCAAGAAAAAUUAUCGUAAUGUAACUUAUCAUAAUUGGCGACAUGCAUUCAAUGUAGCUCAGAUGAUGUUUGCCAUAUUGACGGCUACUCAAUGGUGGAAAAUAUUCGGAGAAAUCGAGUGCCUGGCACUCAUCAUCGCUUGUCUGUGCCAUGACCUUGACCACAGAGGCACAAAUAAUUCAUUUCAGAUUAAAGCUUCUUCACCUCUUGCACAACUUUAUUCUACCUCGACAAUGGAGCAUCAUCACUUUGAUCAAUGUUUAAUGAUACUGAGCAGUCAGGGGAAUCAAAUUCUCUCAAAUCUUUCACCCGAAGAGUAUUCACGAGUUGUUAAAGUACUAGAGGACGCUAUUCUAUCUACUGAUUUAGCAGUUUACUUUAGAAAACGAGGUGCUUUCCUUGCAAUUGCUCGUAAUCGUACAUAUAACUGGGCUUUUAGCGAACACCGUGAACUUCUACGUGGGAUGUUGAUGACCGUCUGUGACCUGGCAGCAAUUACAAAGCCUUGGGAAAUAGAGAAACGUGUCGCGGAACUAGUCAGCAGUGAAUUCUUCGAACAGGGUGAUAUUGAAAGACGAACACUUAACAUAACUCCGAUAGAUAUCAUGAAUCGCGAGAAAGAGGAUCAGUUACCAGUGAUGCAAGUUGGUUUUAUCGAUUCCAUAUGUCUUCCUAUUUACGAGGCAUUUGCAAUGCUUUCGGACAAGUUGGAGCCACUAGUAAAAGGUGUGAGAGAAAACAAACAACGAUGGUUGGAGAUUGCUCAAAGCACGUGCACUUUAGGGAAUUGUACAAACCACGAUAGGACGUUAACGUCAACAGGAAAAGCGGAUAAAGAGGAUGAAUCUGAACGAUGUGUCGAUGAUUAAAUUAUGAUCGCUUACUACCAUUGAGUAUUCCCCAAAAAUCCUUCGAGCCUUUGAAAAACAAACAAACAAGAUAACACAUCGAUUUAUCAGAAUGCUACCGCUGUACCUGAUUGCAUUUACACGGUUGUUUGACUUUUAUAUAAAAGUGGCAUUGGAGACGGCAAUGGCGUGAAAAUUCACAGGAUAGGCGGGGAAACGCAAUUAUAUUCGUUAAAUUUAUCCGCUUGUUUUAUCUAUUUGGAAUGUAUUUAUUAUAUUGACAGUAUCAUAGAGAGAAACGUAUCAGCCGCACGUGCCAAAGACGAAUUUAUUGAAAGCGUCUCCGGCGCAUUUGUUUUAACUUGAUUUUUAUUUUAUACCAAAGUAUAAUAUAUAUGAAUAUAUAUUAUAUAUAUACAUACACAUUUUAUUCAUUUUUUUCACGUACCAAAUCAUAAGUCAAUGGAGAAAAAAGUACACAAUAUUCACUUGAUAGUCACACACUAAUAAAAAAAACUAUUAAAGUAAAUAAGAAUUAUAUCAUAUAUAUAUAUAAUGCAAGGAUUAUUGUAAUAUUGGAUCGAUCUAUAGUUAUUGUUAAAUGUAAUAUUAACUUAUUUAAACUGAUUUUGUUGAUAAAAGAAAUGAUUACUUUAGUAAUAAUUAAUAUUGUAUUUCGUUGGAUUAGUUUAGUAGUAGAUUGUAAUAACAUGAAAGUUUUGAUGAGAAAUAAUUUGAGUCUACAGAAGAUUUUAUUUAUGGACUGAUCCAAUAUAUUACAAAUACGUGGAAUAAUAUGUGAUGAUAAAUGCAAAAGGGAGUUUAUCUAAUGCGUGAAUUAAGUAAAUAUUUUUUAACUAAUGUACACAAUUCCUAUAUGAAAUAGAUUAAUUGAUCAUUAA
Molecule: messenger RNA, 5181 nt
Organism: Chelonus insularis
Lineage: Eukaryota; Metazoa; Arthropoda; Insecta; Hymenoptera; Braconidae
Gene: Pde11
Product: Phosphodiesterase 11
Exons: 18
Coding region: 1361-4300 (979 amino acids)
Biological process (GO): signal transduction
Molecular function (GO): 3',5'-cyclic-nucleotide phosphodiesterase activity; protein binding
Source: RefSeq, a predicted model, not a curated record